AUGUCCCCUACAACUCCUGAUACCCAGCUCCUUAUAGUGUCCAGAAAGUCUGGACUCAGCAACACCCAAUGUCCUCUCAUCAAGGUCCACGAGGCUUCUGCUGGCGGUGUCUGGCCGGCGAGGUCGUACAACCUCGCCGACCAGGAGGAUUCCCUCCUCGGCCGGCGAGGUUGUACCGUCAACCCUGGUCGACGAGGUUGUACAACCUCGUCAACCAGGACGAUUCCCUCCUGGCCGGCGAGGUCGUACAACCUCGCCGACCAGGAGGAUUCCCUCCUCGGCCAGCGAGGUUGUACCGCCGACCAGGAGGGAUUCCUCCUGGUCGACGUGUAG
Puccinia graminis f. sp. tritici CRL 75-36-700-3 is the source of this 333-nucleotide messenger RNA. RefSeq lists its product as uncharacterized. Bases 1 to 333 code for a protein of 110 amino acids. The transcript has 2 exons. The record is from RefSeq and is a predicted model, not a curated record. Lineage: Eukaryota; Fungi; Basidiomycota; Pucciniomycetes; Pucciniales; Pucciniaceae.